UUCCCGUGAUGCUGUUUAUUGUGGCAACAGUUCCCAGCAACUGGCCAGAUGCUGACUGCCACCUACAGAGCUUUUAAAAACCAGCGAAGAGACAGAGACUGGAGGCACCCGGGCGCUGGACCUCAAGCGCCAGCGGCCAGGGAGCUCACAGGAGCGCUUGGAGACAGGAGACAGGCGCACCAUGGGGUGCGGACCUUCCCAGCCAGUGGAAGAACCCAGAGGCAUCCCUGCACCCAAGAAGGUCUGGGAAGAGGGAUUCAAGGCUGAUGUGACACAUUCCACGCAAAGCUACAGACCGGAGAUUGAAGUCAAAGAUACUUCAGGUAGUUCCCAAAGCCUGGAAAAUCAAGACCAGCUAGGAAGCUUACCAGGUACCAUUCCUGAAAGCUCUCCCUCUCAUAGAGAAAGGAAAGAAAGAGCAAAUUCAGAACUAGUGACCAAUGGAUUAGCUCAUAAACCUCAACCCCUAGAGAAUCGAGAACGACAGAAAUCAUCAGAUAUCCUGGAGGAAUUAAUCAUUCAAGGAAUAAUACAAAGUCACAGCAAAAUAUUUAAAAAUGGAGAAUCAUAUGAUGUCAUGGUGAAUCCAACUGAGACACCACUGAGAAAGCCACCAGCCAGACUGAAAAAACUAAAGACCAAAAAGGAACUGAAAGCUUUCACAAUGAAGGACAUAGAAGAGAAGAUGCAGGCAGUAGAGGAGCGCAGAAAGACUAAAGAAGAAGAGAUAAGGAAAAGGCUAAGAAGUGAACGUCAUCUCCCCCCAGCCCAUCCCUCAGAUUCAGCUGCACCAAGAGAUGCUGAGGUUCCUUUUGCCAAAGAACUUGAUCAAUCUAACCUUCAGGAAGGAAUGCCAUUAAAAAGGAAAAAAAGUCAAAGUGACACAACUUACAGAAGUGACAAUUAUGAAGGUAUCGGGGUAGUAAUAGAAUCAGACAUGUCCUACAACAAAGCAGAAGACAUGUUCUGAUAAGUCAUUUUAUGUGAAUCUCAUCAAAAUGCUUCCAUUUUCCCAAGUUGUGACAUUCUAAGUAUGUUCUUCGACUGCUUGACCUCACUCACCUCACUGGGACUUCUGUCUUGGGCUUUUUACUGGUUAUGUGAGAUGCCUGGACUGGAAACUAGCUGAGAAAAUUAAAUCAAAUCAGUGUGCUAGAUAAAAAAUAAAUAAAAAAGAGAUGAGGAAAGAAAACUAGACAAGUUUCAUUGCUGUAAAGUUGGCAUUUUUCUUCAAUGUGGCUUCAAACAUUAUAAAGAUAUUUCUUUUCUUUAUCACUACCUUUCAAAUUACAUUAAUGUGCUUGUGCCAAAUGAAAUCCCUUUUUUUUUUUUUCUUUUUCCUUCCAGGGUUAUUGCUGGGCUCGGUGCCUGCACCAUGAAUCCACCGCUCCUGGAGGCCAUUUUUUCCCCUUUUUGUUGUAGCUUCGUUGUGGUUAUUAUUAUUGCCAUUGUUGGUGUCGUUCGUUGUUGGAUAGGACAGAGAGAAAUGGAGAGAGGAGGGGAAGACAGAGAGGGGGAGAGAAAGACAGACACCUGCAGACCUGCUUCACCGCCUGUGAAGCGACUCCCCUGCAGGUGGGGAGCCGGGGGCUCGAACCGGGAUCCUUAUGCCGGUCCUUGCGCUUUGCGCCACAUGCGCUUAACCCACUGCGCCACCGCCCGACCCCUGAAAUCCUUU
This is a messenger RNA of Erinaceus europaeus (western European hedgehog), 1678 nucleotides long. RefSeq names its product stathmin domain containing 1 (gene STMND1). Gene Ontology annotation, cellular component: cytoplasm; neuron projection. Gene Ontology annotation, molecular function: tubulin binding. NCBI's taxonomy places the organism in Eukaryota, Metazoa, Chordata, Mammalia, Eulipotyphla, Erinaceidae. The coding region runs from base 182 to 970 and encodes 262 amino acids. Gene Ontology annotation, biological process: microtubule depolymerization; neuron projection development; regulation of microtubule polymerization or depolymerization. The record is from RefSeq and is a predicted model, not a curated record. The transcript is spliced from 5 exons.